AUGUGGAGUGGAGCUUUAUAGUUAGGGUAGAAUACUUGUUGACAUCAUGUGAUCUGCGUAACCUUCAAAAUUAUUCGGCAAUCCUAAUUUAUUUGAAAACACCGUUUACAUCAUAAUUUGUCGCAAUGAAAAACGUUAUACAAAAGAAGAUGAACACCUCUCGAACGAAUACAAAUGUUGUCGAUCUAUAGAACAUUCCUCCUAUACCUAUCUUCAUUACACAUUUUCAAAUGUUUUUUUUUUGCGACGUUUUUGUCGGAUAAACCUGAGUCAAUGGAAAAUAAACCUGUUGAUUGGGACAAAUGAGAGAAAUUAAUAGUACAUGCUAAAGAAACUACAUUUGGGAGGAGUCCCACAUAUUGGAGUUGUGUCUGACACCUGAAACUUUACUUGUGUUCUAGACUCAGCAAACCACCACUCAAUGGGGAAAACAGAGGGGCUCGAGGAAACGGUCGCGGAAGAAGUCAAUGCGCAACAAUGAGUCUGGACAAAAUCUCAAAGUGAUAGAUAAAUAAGGGAAAGUAGGUUUUACAAUCCACAACGUGGUAGUUUACAUUUUUUUUUAGAAACGCAGUGGCCAUUGGAAACGUUGCUGUGCAGCGCAAUGGCUACCCAGUGCGACUCUCUGAGCGGAUACUUGCAACAGUCGGACCAGGGCUCAAAUAGCGAGCGUAGUACUGACUCCCCGGUCCCCGGGUCCGAGGAUGACUUGAGCGGACCCCAUGCCUUACCAGACCCGGAGUGGACGGAGGAGAGAUUUCGAGUGGACCGCAAGAAACUGGAAAUCAUGUUAUUAGCGGCCGCUGGGGGACGAGUCAAUGGUGGCGAGGAUUUCUUUCAGAAGGUCAUGGAUGAAACCAAAACACAGAUAGCGUGGCCUUCCAAAUUGAAGAUCGGAGCAAAGUCCAAAAAAGAUCCGCACAUUAAGGUUUGUGGAAAGAGAGACAAUGUGAGGGAAGCCAAAGACCGAAUCAUGUCAGUCCUCGACACAAAGCAGACUAACAGGGUAACCCUUAAGAUGGACGUGUCCCACACAGAGCACUCCCACGUCAUCGGCAAGGGAGGCAACAACAUCAAGAAGGUGAUGGAGGACACGGGUUGCCACAUCCACUUCCCCGACUCCAAUCGCAACAAUCAGGCGGAGAAGAGCAACCAGGUGUCCAUUGCAGGUCAGCCAGGAGGGGUAGAGGCAGCUCGAGCCAAAAUCAGGGAGCUGCUCCCUCUAGUUUUGUCGUUUGAGUUGCCGGCCAUCGUGCAGCCUGACCCAGGCUCCCCCACAGUGCAGCACAUCUCCCAGACCUACAACCUCACCGUAUCCUUCAAGCCCCCCACGCGGCUCUACGGGACCACCGGAGUGGUCCGCGGCUCCCAGAACAACUCUAGUGCCGUCAAGAGGGGCACUGCCAUGCUGCUGGAGCACCUGGCGGGAAGCCUUGCCAGUGCCAUCUCAGUCAGUACCCACCUGGACAUCGCCCCGCAGCACCACCUCUUCAUGAUGGGCCGUAACGGCAGCAACAUCAAACACAUCACCCAGAGAACAGGAGCCCAGAUCCACUUCCCCGACCCUAACAGCCCCCAGAAGAAAUCUACUGUCUACAUCCAGGGCACCAUCGAGUCUGUCUGCCUGGCGCGCCAGUACCUCAUGGGCUGCCUGCCCCUGGUGCUGAUGUUUGACAUAAAAGAGGACAUCGAGGUGGAGCCCCAGUGUAUCACAGCUCUGAUGGAGCAACUGGAUGUCUUCAUCAGCAUCAAGCCCAAACCAAAGCAGCCAAGCAAGUCUGUGAUAGUAAAGAGUGUGGAGCGGAAUGCAGUGAACAUGUACGAGGCCCGGAAGUUUCUGUUGGGUCUGGAGAGCAACGGGGUGUCAUCAGCCAUGUCCCCCUCCAGCAACGGCCCCACCCUCAUCUGUCCUGUCGGCCUGGACAUCCUGGCCUCUGCUGGCCUGGGGCUGAGCAGCCUGGGCUUCCUAGGUGCAUCAGUGCCCCAUUCUCUCAGUAGCUCCCCGGCUCCAAACUCUGUUCUCAACAGUCUGAACUCUUCCAUGAGCCCUAUGCAGAACCCCAGCCCCAGCACCCCAUCUCCCUCCUCCUCACUGUGGCCCAGCUCUCUCACCAGCACCCAAGGCUUCUCGUCUCAGUUGAUGAUGCACCCUGUAGCCCAGGCCACUCUGAGCAGUAUCCUGCUCUCUGGGGUCCAGGGGUACACCCAGAACACCCCCUCCCCUCCCCCCGGGCUUUCCCCAAUCGACAAGCAGACCAACGGGGUCCCCGACUGCUCCAAAGGCCCCUGUACCAUCAAUGGACAUGUCAAGCAUCCUGGCUCAGUCUAUGGCAGGAUGUCCAGUGCGUCACUGGCAGACACUGUUCUGAACCCCAACCAGUGUGACUCGGUCCAGGAGGCCAGCGGACACAACCCGUCAGAACCCCGCUCCAGCAAGUCCAACCAAGACCAAGGCUCUGACACCUUUGUGGAAGUGGGCAUGCCCAGAAGCCCAUCUCACUCAGCAAAUGGAAACGAGCUGAAACAGAUGCUGGCUUCCUGUAAGACGUCAGGGAAACGGCAGGCGGUGGAGCUCCUCCAGGGGACCAAGAACUCCCAUCUCCAGUAUGUCUGUCCAGAGCUACACUCAGACUGCUUACUGUCAGACCCAGAGUCGAGUGCUUCAGACAGCCCAGUGACAGAUAAGAGGGCACCGGGCAGUGAGCGGGCAGCAGAGAGGGCAGCACAGCAGAACGAGAGGGACAGGAUCCGCUUGGUACCACAUUCUUCCUUUGCCAACAUGCAGGGCCAACUAGAGGCGCUUGAAUAUGAACAGAAAAAGCUGUUAGCAACCAAGGCCAUGUUGAAGAAGCCUGUUGUGACUGAGGUGCGGACCCCCACUAACACGUGGAGUGGCCUGGGUUUCUCCAAGUCUAUGCCAGCAGAGACCAUCAAGGAGCUGCGCAGGGCCAACCACGUGCCCUACAAACCCACCAUGAGUACCACCUACGAGGUAAACUCCGACUAUGAGGGCUCCCCCCUGUCUCUUUCCCGCUCUGGCAGCAGAGAGGGGGUGGGCAACGGCAGUGACUCUGACAACUGGAGAGACAGGAAUGGGGGUGGGAACGGUCUUCCCAGCCACGCCGAAUUCCCAGUGUCUGUUUGCAGUCCUAAGAGGAAGCAGAACAAAUCCGCUGCAGAGCACUAUCUGAGCAGCAGUAACUACAUGGACUGUAUCUCCUCGAUCACCGGGAGCAACGGGUGCAGUCUCCAGUCCUCUCUGAAAGGGUCGGACCUCCCGGAGCUGUUCAGCAAGCUGGGCCUGGGGAAAUACACAGACGUGUUCCAACAGCAGGAGAUCGAUCUCCAGACCUUCCUCACUCUUACAGACCAGGACCUGAAAGAGCUGGGCAUCACCACAUUUGGAGCACGCAGAAAAAUGCUGCUUGCCAUCUCUGGUGUGAAUGACUACGAACUGAACAAGAACCGAAGGAAGCUGUUUGAGGCUCCUAUCAGAUCCUCCUUCCUGGAAGGGGGAGCCAGCGGUCGUCUGUCUCGUCAGUUCCACGCUGACAUGGCUAGUGUCAGUGGUCGGUGGUAGAGCUCCACUCCACCAGGACUUAACACGACAGAGAACCAGCCUUCAGUGCCUCUCUUUGGGCUUUUGUAGGCCAGUCUCCAGCCUAUCUGGUUCUCAGUUGUCCACCCUCCAGCUUAUGCUGAACAAUAACUAUUCAACUCUUUUUUUUAUUUUUUUAAGGCCAUAACAAGAAGCCAUAGUUUAACCAGAAGUGCCAAAAAAAAGAGAAGAGCCAUCUGUGGUAUAGAAAGUCCAGUGUUCUCUCCACAUAGUGGUUAGAUGUUUCUGUGGAGUAUCUAUGCAUGAAGGGUAUUUUACUAAUUAUGAAGGACAGGUACUGCCCAGUAGUUGUCCAUUUUUGUUAAAGGGAACAGGCCAAAUGAUUAGUACAAAAUAAUUACAUUGAUACUGCAUUCGUAGUAUGCUGUUUUAUCAAUGACAUGCACUUUAACAAUUUUGCCUGUGAAAGCCUGAUUCCUCAUAUUGGAAUACCUAUGCAUUUUGUAUUAACUCAAAGCACAGAUGUAUUUGUACCAAGCCAAAUGUAAGCACUUAGUGAGAUGGGGAAAUGAAGUCAAUAAAGUGACAUCAACAACUAAACGCAGAACCUAGUGGAUUGACCUUGGACCCCUCAGUGUUUUGAUUGAUUGACAUUCCACGAAGGUCAGUGUUGUAUCCACCAGCAGCUGCUGUAGUUGGGCUGCAGUCUGUAUGUCAUAUGUAUUUAGAAAAGUAUUAUUUUGUAUUCACAUUAUUAUUUUUUAUCCUUCUGAGGUAAUAAUCAGUUUCAUGUAUUUUUUUUAUGUUUUCAUUACUUUAUACAUUCACAAAUGAGUUCCUGUGGUUUCUAAUUAGUUCAUUAUUAGUCUCUUUGAUAAUUACCUUUACCCCAUAAUCUUUGGUGCCGUCAGGCUGUGUCAUGAGUCUGCAGCAGAGAAAGAGAGCAGUCUGUCAAAACAGCAGGCCCCUCUCUCUGAUUCUGUUUGUUGGCCUCCUGUGGUUUUCUUAGUCAUUGUCAUUAUGUCUCCUGUAGUCAUGUCAAUGGUCUUUGUCAGUUAGUCUUUCUGUGGUCUAUAUUCUGUGUUGAAUCCUCCUAUGUGUUCCUCUAUCUAUUCAGGAGACAUGUCAUUAUUCCCAGACUGUGUGCUUUUAUCUUUCCUUACACUUUAUCCGCUUUUAGAGCUCUGGACAGAGAAGCAACCUACUACAGUGUCGAAUGCCUCCACACUACUACAGUGUCGAAUGCCUCCACACUACUACAGUGUCGAAUGCCUCCACACUACUACAGUGUCGAAUGCCUCCACACUACUACAGUGUCGAAUGCCUCCACACUACUACAGUGUCGAAUGCCUCCACACUACUACAGUGUCGAAUGCCUCCACACUACUACAGUGUCGAAUGCCUCCACACUACUACAGUGUCGAAUGCCUCCACACUACUACAGUGUCGAAUGCCUCCACACUACCACAGUGUCGAAUGCCUCCACACUACUACAGUGUCGAAUGCCUCCACACUACUACAGUGUCGAAUGCCUCCACACUACUACAGUGUCGAAUGCCUCCACACUACCACAGUGUCGAAUGCCUCCACACUACUACAGUGUCGAAUGCCUCCACACUACCACAGUGUCGAAUGCCUCCACACUACUACAGUGUCGAAUGCCUCCACACUACUACCGUGUCGAAUGCCUCCACACUACUACCGUGUCGAAUGCCUCCACACUACCACAGUGUCGAAUGCCUCCACACUACUACCGUGUCGAAUGCCUCCACACUACUACCGUGUCGAAUGCCUCCACACUACCACAGUGUCGAAUGCCUCCACACUACUACAGUGUCGAAUGCCUCCACACUACCACAGUGUCGAAUGCCUCCACACUACCACAGUGUCGAAUGCCUCCACAUUACCACAGUGUCGAAUGCCUCCACACUACCACAGUGUCGAAUGCCUCCACACUACCACAGUGUCGAAUGCCUCCACACUACCACAGUGUCGAAUGCCUCCACACUACCACAGUGUCGAAUGCCUCCACACUACCACAGUGUCGAAUGCCUCCACACUACUACAGUGUCGAAUGCCUCCACACUACUACAGUGUCGAAUGCCUCCACACUACUACAGUGUCGAAUGCCUCCACACUACCACAGUGUCGAAUGCCUCCACACUACUACAGUGUCGAAUGCCUCCACACUACCACAGUGUCGAAUGCCUCCACACUACCACAGUGUCGAAUGCCUCCACACUACCACAGUGUCGAAUGCCUCCACACUACCACAGUGUCGAAUGCCUCCACACUACCACAGUGUCGAAUGCCUCCACACUACCACAGUGUCGAAUGCCACCACACUACCACAGUGUCGAAUGCCUCCACACUACCACAGUGUCGAAUGCCUCCACACUACUACAGUGUCGAAUGCCUCCACACUACCACAGUGUCGAAUGCCUCCACACUACUACAGUGUCGAAUGCCUCCACACUACUACAGUGUCGAAUGCCUCCACACUACUACAGUGUCGAAUGCCUCCUUUACUUCUCUCUCUAAGCUGCUCAGUAGGGAAUUGUUUCUAUUAGAAUAUAGCUAUUUGGACUGACACUACCUCUCACCUAGGAGGGAACUCACACCAUAGGUGUAAACUCAAAUUUAUUUCAUAUGACAGCCCCUAGCCUAGACACAUUUCUACAUUUACCAAGAUUGUGUCCUCAACAUGUAUUCUAGCUUAAAUUAAGAAUAGUGGAAAUAUACAAUUUUCAGGCUCAGUUGUGCAAUCAGAUAUCUGGGAUUCUUGUAAAGAUAUAUUUGAUGAAGUGACAGGAUUAGGUGUGCAGUGGCGCUGCUUAUCAUCAAAGGACGAAGUCACUCUGAUCUCUGUAUUAUGUUCAUGUAAAACAGUAUUCUCAUACCCUUUUGUUAACGCUGUCUGACUCUGGAAGGUUUUUGCUGUAACUGUUUUAGAUUGAACGCCCAUAUUAAGCCUGGAAGUUGAUAGUCUUUGUGCAUUCUAUCAUAUAUAAGACUGUUAGUUUGAAGUACUCUUCAUUUGCAGAAUGUUUGUUGGUCGAUGGUACAGUAUUUGACGGACAAUGCAGUGAACUCUAUGUAGAGCCCAAAGUGAAAAACGAAGUCUUGAAGCUAAAUGACAGUAGGUACAGAAUGCUGAAGCAGAUGUAGAGAGAACAUUUCAAAGCAACUUACAUGCCAAAGCUUUGUUUCCACACAACAGCAACAUCACUGGCAACAGACGUCUUAGCAUCAAACCAUUCUGUCAUCAGGCACAGAGAGAAGUAGCUUGUUUCUCAUGUUGCAUGCUUUUUCUCGUGAAGAUCUGUUGUAUCCUGUGUUUACGCCAUACCACUUCUUCUAACUGAUUUGUGCCCAUGUCACUAUCGUAUCAAUAAGAUAUCCUGACUUGGUUGUCAUUUCUGACCAGUAGUGUGUCAUUUUCUUUGAAAUCUUGAAACGACAGGAUAUUAAAAGGGAUUUGUUCCACCAAAAAUGUGGGUUGUGUUCAACCCUUUAUCAUGGUACUAUAUUGAAGCUGUUCAGCAUUGAUUAUGUCAGUGCAGUUAUGUUGAGCCAUGGUAGCUACCCUGCAAACCAGACAAUGUUUUAUUUUUAUUUUCCGCUUCUGUAAAGUUAAGCCUGCGGUCAUUUGUGUGCUUGGAGGGUAAUAGAGAUGUCUGUCAAGUGAAUGUUGUUAGUGAGAAUUAUUGCUUUUUUAUCUGGUUUAAUGAGUCAUUUGCAAUCAGUUUACCACCAGCCUCCUGUCCCUACACUUAUUAUGUCUUAAAUGUUUGUGUUUAGUUCCUGUUAUUCCCAAAGGGAUACAUUUGAAGGGUCUACUUUAUACUGAGUUGGAUAAAAUGGUACAACAUUUAUAAUGAAUGUAAACCACUAAGGAAUUUAUGUAUGUUUUGCAUCUCUUUUGUAUCCUGUGCAGCCAUGCUUGUUAGCAACUUAUCUCCAGUUUUGUGUGAGAGAAAGGUACUGUUCCAAAAAGGUACUGUUCCAAAAAAGGUUCUACAGAAGAAGGACAUUGUUUUAGCUAUGUUGUUAUAUCUGUAAAUAUAGUACAGAUGUGUUUUGGAGGAGUUAUCAAAUAAGCAAAAAAGUUUGUUCAAAACAUUGAAGUGUUAUUACAAAGGUAAUAAAUGUAUGCAGUAAGA
Molecule: messenger RNA, 7722 nt
Organism: Oncorhynchus keta (chum salmon)
Lineage: Eukaryota; Metazoa; Chordata; Actinopteri; Salmoniformes; Salmonidae
Product: protein bicaudal C homolog 1-B-like
Exons: 21
Coding region: 605-3580 (991 amino acids)
Cellular component (GO): cytoplasm
Molecular function (GO): protein binding; RNA binding
Source: RefSeq, a predicted model, not a curated record